AUGUAUUCUGAGGUGGAGCUUUAUUCAUCUUUAUCAGCACGAUAUAAGUUAGUAAGAUGUUAUAAUUGUUGUACUAGGAUUGAAGAUAUUCAUCAAAUCAUAGAGGAGGCAGGAUAUCCUUAUCACUGGGUCCAGAGAGUUGCAGGUCUAGAAUUCCUGUAUGUGCCUAACGAUGUUUAUCCCCAUGUGACACCUAAGGUCAACAACUUUACCAGCUCUUCGCACAUGGAUCAGACUAUAAAAGCAAUAAGGUCUCGACUCUCGGCUAGACUGUCCCUGUACAAGUUGCUUCUGUCUUUAGAACAGUUGAAUGUUCCAGUUUUACCGGAGAUUUCAGCUCUUUAUCCACAUAAAGUGAUCGCUAAACUGAAGGAGUGGAGUAAAAUUCCGUGGAGUGACAUAAAGGAAAAAGAAGAUUGUAUGGAGUUACUAGAACUUGGAGUUAUAUCAGAAGAGUGGAUGUCCUUCAGAACUGUUGUAGAGAGAGGAUCAGCAACUCUAUGGGCUUUGGUGUUGGUACCACCAAACUAUCCAGAGAGGGCUUCAUUAUUCCUGCUGUCUUUGGACUGGAAGCAACUUAGAACAAGUAGGACCGACAAAGCUCUUCAGGAACUGGAACACGAGAUCAACAUGUCAGUUGUUAAUUUUAUACCUCAGAAAGUCCGAUACAAUUUGUUAGCAUGCCAGCUACAUCACUUAUUAGUGGGAUUUGAUGUGUACCUUGAGACAGAUCCAGAUGCAACAGAAGGACCAAAAGAAUUUUCUCAGGGCAAAAUAUUUCUUAGGAUAGCAAGGGGUCGUGACCGUAGGAGACCUUACAAAUACGUUGCCAAACUUGGACUAUUUACACAUCGUUAGAGAAGUUUCAAAAGAACUGGUUCUACUUCUUGUCAAUUGUGAUUGACUGAGAUAUCGGUUUUUGUUUGUUUUUUUCAUUUAAAAUAAACAUGCAUUUUAUAUAUGUUUUUUGA
Messenger RNA from Limulus polyphemus (Atlantic horseshoe crab), 971 nucleotides. RefSeq names its product THO complex subunit 5 homolog. Gene Ontology annotation, biological process: mRNA export from nucleus; positive regulation of DNA-templated transcription, elongation. The coding region runs from base 1 to 858 and encodes 285 amino acids. The record is from RefSeq and is a predicted model, not a curated record. The transcript is spliced from 6 exons. Gene Ontology annotation, cellular component: THO complex part of transcription export complex. NCBI's taxonomy places the organism in Eukaryota, Metazoa, Arthropoda, Merostomata, Xiphosura, Limulidae. Gene Ontology annotation, molecular function: mRNA binding.